CUAAAGAAAUGUUCCUUAAAAAGUAUGGCUUUAAUAUUAUUCAAACCUCUGACUCCUCUUCCUCGAUUUCUACCAACAUUGCGAUUACUUGUCAAGAUUUGCUCACACACAUCGCUGCAAUUAGAAGUUCGUUGAAUCAUUUGGAGAAAAAAACUAAAGAAUAUUUCAGUGGUUCAAGUUGUAAAGAGUGUGUACUUCUUCGUAUCAAGUUAAACGAUAUAUAUACAGAACUCAAGAAAAGGAAAUCACAAAAAGAGAUGCUGCAAAAAAUUAAAGACCUUGAAAAGCAUAUGAUGGAUUUAGAGAAGAAAAAUCUCUACCUCUGA
Molecule: messenger RNA, 326 nt
Organism: Racocetra persica
Lineage: Eukaryota; Fungi; Glomeromycota; Glomeromycetes; Diversisporales; Gigasporaceae
Source: the annotation of a GenBank genome assembly